This is a messenger RNA of Paramuricea clavata, 852 nucleotides long. NCBI's taxonomy places the organism in Eukaryota, Metazoa, Cnidaria, Anthozoa, Malacalcyonacea, Plexauridae. The record is from the annotation of a GenBank genome assembly.
AUGUCGAUCUACUCUGCAAUGAUCCUGGAGAAAAUGGUACCUCAAGUGAUACGACUUACCAACAGUAUCCUGCGUCUUUUCCACAUCCUUCAACAUCGGCAAGAACACACUGCAGAAUGCCAACAGCCGUUCGCUCCUGCUCCACCAGUGCUCACACAUCCUUACCCCUCAAUGGUUAUGCCCACAACUGAUGUAUCAAAUUUUGUUGGUUCAUCAAACCAGUACCAAUCUCAACAGUUUGGUCUUUCUUCGAUGUCAUCAUCUGCUACUACUGGUAGUAAUAUCUCAACCAACCAAGCAGUCAGUCAAAUGUCCAACCCAAAUCAAGUAUCCAGUAACAUCUUGACCAAUCAUGCAGUCAGUCAAAUUCACUCUUUGUUGCCUGGUCCUUUUUAUUUAAAAUGGUUCAGGGAACAAAAGUAUCAAAGUGUUACGGUUGUGAUGGGCACAUUCUGAAUCCUCCUAUUCAGCGUCCAGAUGACCUGGUAAUUUUUUGUCAUGAUAUACGAGAAUACCAAGAUAGAAUCACUGGCAAGCAGAUGAAGAGUAGUUCACCUCAAAACGUCCAUUUUCAUCUGAACCAGGAAUGUGUAUUAAAAAGAUAUCCAGGUUACCACCCCAGUCUUUUAGUGGUUGGACAUGAAAUUCUUCCCUUUCUACAACAGGAACAUAUCCACCGAUUAUCUACACAUUUUGGAUGGAAUAACAGCAUGUAAACACAUAUAGUAUUUAUAAUUUCACGUUCAUAUUCUAAAUACAUGUAUUAAUAUACAGGGACACAGUGAAGCAUUUGCUAGUGACCUGAGGGGAUAUGAGAAUCUACAAGAAAUUUUAAUUUCUGUUAAAAUUUAA